CAGGCUGUGAUGGCAGACUGCCGGCCUCCUCCAUGGUUGCCAGUCCCGCCCUUCCAGCGCCCUGGUCGCCUCUCCCGUGUCUCCUUCCUGGGUGGCUGACCCGGAAGGAGAUCUGCGCCUGCUUCCCUGCGUGCCCCAGUCUGGGGUGCGCAGAGGGGACCCGGAAGUGGCCAGGAUGCAGAGGGGCUCCGGGGCCCACUCCUCCAGCAGUGCGGGUGCUGAGGCGCGGGGGAGCUUUUGGGACCCGAGGCUGGGGACUCCCCGCCCCGCACCGACUGCGCCCCGAGAGUCAGCAGAGAUGGAGAGAAUGGCCCGGGUGGUGUUGGCGGGAAUGUGGAGUGGCACAGCUAAAGCAGAGAGUGCGACCGAAAGCCGGGGCAUCCUCGAGAGCAUCCAGAGGUUCUCCCUGCUGCCCACCUACCUCCCGGUCACGUACCACAUCAACAACGCCGACGUGUCCUUCUUCUUGAAGGAGGCCAAUCAGGACAUCAUGCGCAACUCCAGCCUGCAGUCCAGGGUCGAAUCCUUCCUCAUCUACAAAUCCAAGCAGCUGCCAGCACUCAACGCCAGCUACGGGCCCUUCUCCAUCGAGCAGGUAGUGCCACAGGACCUGAUGCUGCCCACCAACCCCUUUGGGUUCACCAACACGUUUUCCCUGAACUGGAAGCUGAAGGCCUCCAUCCUGCGGGACAAGAUCUACCCGAGCCGCCCCAAGGUGCAGGUCCUCUUCCACCUGCUGGGGCGGGACUGGGACGAGCCACGGCCUGAGGAGAGGCUGCCCUGCCUGCACGUCUUCGCUUUCCGGGAGACCCGGCAGGUGCGGGGCAGCUGCCAGCUGGGCGGGGACCUGGGGCUGUGCGUGGCGGAGCUGGAGCUUCUGGCCAGCUGGUUCAGUCCUCCGACUGUGGUGGCCGGGAGGAGGAAGCCGGUGGAGCAGUCUGAGGGGAGCCCUGUGGAGCUGUACUACUCGGUGCAGCCGGGGGAUGCACAUGGGGACUGUGGCCAGGAGGCCCCCUGGAGGAGCAGCAGCGUCCGCACAGGGCACAAUGAUAUCGAGGAGUCCGGACCACCCUUGCACAGGAUCGGGAGCAUCUUCCUCUACCAGGCCCACAGCAGCCCGGCCCUGCAGGAGCUGCGCUUGGACAGUAACGUCGCUGUUCACUACGUCCCCAAGACGGCUCGACGAGGCGACGUGCUGACUUUCCCUAUCUCCGUCUCCAGGAACUGCACGGAGGACCGCUUCACGCUGAGGGCCAAGGUGAAGAAGGGUGUGAGCAUCGUUGGGGUGAGGGCCAGCAGCCCCUCCACCUGGGACGUCAAGGAGAGCCCGGAGUACACCGGGAAGUACGCCCCCGCCGUCAUCCUGUGCCACAGGAAGUCUGCUGCCUCUGCGAGCGGUGCAGACAACAGCUCUGAGGAAGUCAUGCAGAUUGACGUGGAAGUAGAAGAGCCCAGUGAUCCUCCAGCCACGCAGCUGGUCACCUGGCAGGUGGAGUACCCCGGAGACAUCACCUCCGACCUGGGUGUGUCCAAGAUCUACGUGAGUCAGAAGGACUUGGUUGGAGUGAUCCCGCUAGCCAUGGAGGCGGAGAUCCUGAACACGGCUGUCCUCACGGGGAAGACGGUGGCCGUGCCGGUGAGGGUGGUCUCCGUGGAGGAGGACGGCACCGUGACUGGGCCGCUGGAGUCCGUGGAGUGCAGGUCGUCUGAUGAAGACGUGGUUAAGGUGUCUGACAGAUGUGACUACGUCUUUGUUAAUGGGAAGGAAAUGAAAGGCAAGGUGAACGUGGUGGUCACCUUCUCCUACCAGCACUUGGUCAGCCCUCUGGAGAUGACAGUGUGGGUGCCCCGGCUUCCACUGCAGAUUGAGGUCUCGGACACAGAACUCAACCAGAUCAAGGGCUGGAGAGUCCCCAUUGUCUCCAACAAAAGGCCGGCUCGGGACAGUGAGGAGGGCGACGAGGAGGAGCAGAGGGGCCGAGGCUGUGCGCUGCAGUUCCAGCGCGCCAUGGUGCGGGUGCUCACACAGUUCGUGGCGGAGGCGGCCGGUCCCGGUGGACAGCUGGCCUACCUGCUGGGCACGGACUGGCAAGUGGACAUCACAGAGCUCAUCAGUGACUUCAUGCAGGUGGAGGAGCCCAGGAUCGCCACACUGCAGGGGGGACAAAUCCUGACUGGGCAGGAGCUGGGUAUGACCACCAUCCAGAUCCUGUCCCCGCUGUCGGACGCCAUCCUAGCUGAGAAGACUGUCACCGUGCUAGAAGAGAAGGUGACCAUCACAGACCUCGGCGUCCAGCUGGUGACCGGACUGUCCCUCUCCCUACAGCUCAGCCCCGGGAGCAGCAGGGCCAUCUUCGCCACCGCGGUGGCUCAGGAGCUGCUGCAGAGGCCCAGACAGGAAGCAGCCAUCAGCUGCUGGGUGCAGUUCAGCGACGGCUCUGUCACACCCCUGGACAUCUACGAUGGGCAGGACUUCUCGCUGGUGGCCACGUCCUUGGAUGAGAAGGUGGUCUCCAUCCAGCAGGACCCCAGGCUCCAGUGGCCGGUCAUCGCCGCCCAGACGGAAGGACGGGGCGCACUGCUGAGGGUGGAAAUGCUCAUCAGCGAGACGUGCCAGAAGUCCAAGCGCAAGAGCGUGCUGGCCGUGGGAACGGCGAGCGUCAGGGUGAAACUCGGCCAAAGCGGUGCCAACCCCAACAACAGCGACACCCGGCGGGCGGGGGUGGCCGGGCACCUGGAGAACGGCGUGGGCGAGGGGAGGUCCACAAAGCUGCUCCCGGAGUGGGGGGCCACGGGGGGCCAGUUCCGCAGCAGCUCCUCCUCCGGGGGUCUCAGGGAGGGCCGGGGCGGUGCCACGCAGAGGCCGAGCCUCUCCCGGGGGCGGGGCCGGGGCCGGGGCGGCUCCCAGGAGACCGUGGACCUCACCGGCUUCCCUGAGGCCGAGGUACCCAGGAGCCACGCGGACACGGAGCAGGGCAACCUGGCGCAGGCGUCCAAGGGCCUGAGCGACCUGGAGAUCGGGAUGUAUGCGCUGCUGGGCGUGUUCUGUCUGGCCAUCGUGGUCUUCCUCAUCAACUGCGUGGCCUUCGCGCUGAAGUUCAGGCACAAGCAGCUGCCCUUCGAGGAGCAGGAGGGCCUGAGCCACGCGCACGACUGGGUGGGGCUGAGCAACCGGAUGGAGCUGCUGGACACCCAGGCGGCCUUGCCCUCCCACCCCGAGGAGCAGGUUACGGCCAUCGACCGGGGCCUGGACGUGGAGGAGAGCAAGUAUCUCCUCCUGGGUACGGACGCGCAGCCCACAGAGGGCCCAGGGCAGCGGAGUGAGCCCCCGGCGUCCCCUACCUCGAAAAGGAAAAGAGUGACAUUCACGACCUUCACCGCCAUAGCGCCCGACGCUGGGCGCCCGGCCGAGAGCUCCAUGCUGAGGAGCCGGGAGGACGACAUCACGUGGGUCUGCCAGGACCCGGACCCCGGCCCGCGCGGCUCCCUGGAGCGGCUGCACGAGGAGGCCUAGGCCCGGCCGGGCGCUCCGCUCUCGUUCACCUUUGGGCCUUUAACCCCAGCACGUGUGGCCACGCACGCCGGGGAGGGAGGGGCGGACGGGCAAAGCUGGCGCGGGCAUCGAGGCCCAGGAAAUGCCACCCGCGGGCUUCACCAGGCGAGCCCGGAGCAGGACUCUGCUCAGCCCGAGGAGGCGGACGUGCCUGGCGCAGUUGUUAAGUCUCGGAACCGAAAUGAGCUCUGGCUCGCUGAGCCCGAGCGUCCCAGGACAGGGUGGGGCCUCUCCAUCUUAGUCAAAGCGAUUUGGGUUUUGUAGAAUCCACAGGGCUCCGGUGAUCAGGGCUGAGUGUGCGGACCGGCAGGCAGGAGGAAGUGAGUCCCUGGAAGGGACGGCGAGUGUGACCGUGAGCGCGCGUGGGCACAGCCGGCUCCGGGAGGCCAUGAUCUCCCGGAGACCAGGGCAGGCUGGCCCAGAGCAGACGAAGGGCAGCGGGAACGGUGGCAGACGGCCACAGCCAUGUGUAUAGCCACGCCCCAAGGACACUCGCGCAUGCGCACGCACACUCGCUGCUCUUCUGAGCGCCCCAGCUCCCUGGGCAGGACUUGCGGCCUCCGUCAGGUUCACAGACCCGAGCGCUUUUCAGUGGGCUCACCCGAGCGAAUCCUCACACCGCCAGCUCACCCGUCCAGAAGCUCCGGGCCCUGGGGGCUGGGGUGGGCGGUGUCGACAUGCAGCGAACCUCUCUGUCCCGAGCUCCGUGCUGGCUCCGGGUGGCAUCCCUCGGGAAGGCGCUGCGGGUCUCGGGCUGCACUGUGUCCAGGUCCAAGCCAGGCCGUGAAGGGCUGGGACUCCAGGAAGUGGCCAGGCCGGGGCUGCACCCUGCAGGCUCGGAGGCCCCGUGCCCGGAGAGGCGGGGCGGAGUGGGCCCCGCUGGAGAUAAGGGUGACCUGGGGCCCCAGGCCCCUCGGAGGCCCCGGGAUGACAGGCCGGGCUGGGCUGGACAAUCCUGGGACCCUGGGGAGGCCCAGCAGGACGGACAGGAGUCGGCUCGCUUGCUGUCCCUGCCAACUUCCUUUUCCUCAGUCACUGCUCUUCCUGUCUCUUCCGACUUCCUUCUCUCUGCCUCUGCUCCCACUUUGUCUGCAUCUCCUCCUGCUCCUCCUCCUCCUCCUCCUCCUGC
Molecule: messenger RNA, 4682 nt
Organism: Heterocephalus glaber (naked mole-rat)
Lineage: Eukaryota; Metazoa; Chordata; Mammalia; Rodentia; Bathyergidae
Gene: Tmem132d
Product: transmembrane protein 132D
Source: RefSeq, a predicted model, not a curated record